Molecule: messenger RNA, 1164 nt
Organism: Sesamum indicum (sesame)
Lineage: Eukaryota; Viridiplantae; Streptophyta; Magnoliopsida; Lamiales; Pedaliaceae
Product: C2H2-type zinc finger family protein
Source: RefSeq, a predicted model, not a curated record
UCCACACACACUCUCUUAAAACUUACAGUAUAUCACUCACUACCAGAUAUACAUACAAGUUAAUACUUACACGUAUAUAUAUACAUGUAUAUAUAUAGCAGAGCUCAGAGUGAGUAGUACUAUCCCAUUCACACUUUCUCUCAUCACUCCUCUUCACUUUCUUACACUUCCCACUCACUGCAACUGUUGUAAUAUAUAAUUCUCUCCAAUCCUAAUUACAAUUCUUGUGGGAUGAUGGAUAUGGAAAUCUUGGAAGACUUCUCGGGGUCCAACGAUCAAACCAUCGUUAAAGGGAAGCGCACCAAACGGCUACGCCAGUCGUCCUCCGCCUCCUCCAGCGGCGGUGGAUGUGUCGGUGGCGGAGGCGAGUUUAGAGGUCAUUCUUUGGUUUCGUCUCCGACUACCUCCAGUGGAGUAUCUACAACCACCGAGGAAGACGAGGACAUGGCCAACUGUUUGAUUCUUUUGGCCCAAGGCGGCGGUUUCUCUUCACAAUCAGAGGAAGAAAUCAAGGAGGUGGAGAACAAAUUCAGUAGCCGGAAAUUGACGGAAAUGACCACCACCACCGCCGGAAAAGUGGGCAUCUACGUUUACGAGUGCAAGACUUGCAGCAGAGCGUUCCCGUCGUUUCAAGCAUUGGGCGGCCACAGGGCGAGUCACAAGAAGCCUAAGCCCACCACAGAUAUCGAUCAGAAAAACUCACCGCCGGACGAUCAACAACAUGAAGUAGAAGAAGGGGAAUCUUCUAAGCUCCACACUGUUCCUCCUCCUCCUCCUCCCCCACCUUCAACACAAUCGCCCAACAAAAAUUUCCACGUCGAUCAUCAGAUCAACAAGCCCAAAAUUCACGAGUGUUCGAUUUGUGGGUCUGAGUUUGCGUCGGGCCAAGCAUUGGGAGGCCACAUGAGAAGGCACAGGCCAGUGGCGAUGGCGACUAACAGCACUACUACUACUACUACUACUGCUACUAGAAGCGCUAACGAUUCCUCAUCGAAUGAUGUAAUUGGUGAGAAGACAAGAAACGUGUUGGCCUUGGAUCUCAACCUACCAGCGCCGGCGGAAGACGAGCGCCGUGACGCAAACUUCCACCAAUUUUCAUCCAAUCAGCAGCCCCGUCUCGUCUUCUCCGCCGCAGCGCCGCUGGUGGAUUGCCACUACUGAGCU